AUGACAGCGCCCUUGCCGUUGUCGCCGCCGUCGGCUGCUGCUGCUGCUGCUACCGAGAUUGCUGCUGUAGUGGAUGCCGCAGUGAGGCCGGCGGCUAGGCACAAAGUGCGGCCUCUCGCCACCCCGCCGGACGCUGACUUUAUGAGCCCAAGCGUUGUCUCUGCCCACACGCCGGUGGUGCUGACGGCUGAGGCCGUGCGGCGUGUGGAGGCGUUCGUGCUAAACACAAUUCACGAAAUUGUGAACACGCAACCGCCGCUGCCAUCAGCGGGACGCGCUGCGAAGAGGGGUCGCACGGGCGGUGGCGUUGCGGAUCCCAGCAAAGACGCAGUCUGUGAAACACCACGAACCUCACCACCGCUGCUUCUGCGUCUACAAGAAAGCCGGCUUCAAGUAAUACGGCUGCAGCUGCUGGUGCUUCGUGUGCUUUACGAUAAUCUUCACCUUGGUGUGAUCAGCACGCAGCGGGACAUUUACUACCACCUCUCCCGCCUUGUGCCCGACCAGGGCUGCGUCAACCGCACCAUCCAGCAGCUCGUGCAGGUGCUCGGCGUCCCGAGGCAGUGGCUCGGUGUGGUGCCUGGCACGCGUGGUUGCGUGGGCGGUGCUCUGUACUUUCAUGGUGUCGACCUGCGCCGCCACGGGUCGGAGGGGAUGCCGCUUCCGACACGGCAAGAGGAGCUGUGCGUCGAAUGGCGCAGUGUCGACGGUGCUGCUGCUGCUGCUGCCGCAGAAGAUGGCCGCACCAUGGGCGGCUUCCUACUCUGCGAAUGCACGCGCUACAUCCUCGUUGUGGAGAAGCACGCGGUGUUUUUCCGUCUCAUGGAGGAGCGAAUCUUUGAGCGGGUGCCGUGUGUGCUUCUCACCUCCCACGGCUUUCCCACAGUUGCGGCGCGGACGCUCCUGGCGAACAUGCAUCGUGCCGUCCCACACCUGCCUGUCGUGGCGCUCGUUGACUACAACCCAAGCGGUCUUGCUAUUUUGCAGCAGUAUAAGCUUGGUGCGGGGGCCAUGCAGGAGAACCGCUAUGCUGCAGUGCAUGCACUUCACUGGCUCGGCUUGCGCAGCUGUCACAUUACACAGCCGUGCGCCACUGAUGAUGCCGCAGCUGCUGUUUCCUCGACAGUGGAUACAUCGUCUCCUGCUGCUGGCAUUCGUCCGCGUCUUCCGUUUCAGCCCUUCAGUCAUCGCGAUAAAGUGCUGCUGGUGAAUAUUCUUGCGCGCUGGCAUAACGUAUGGGAAGGGUGUGAUACCACCUUUGGUGAAGAGGCGUGCAAGGUGUGGCAUACCGAGGCACUGGAGAUGCAGCGGCUGCAGGUGAAGGUGGAGCUGGAGACGCUCUAUGCCAGCGCCACAGAUGGCGCAGCGCAUGAUGCGAUUCCGUCACAGCUGCCGGAUGGGCGUGGCUUUUCCAGUUGGGUGUGCCGCGCCCUCCUGCGCCAUGACUACAUCUGA
This is a messenger RNA of Trypanosoma grayi, 1455 nucleotides long. Its product is annotated as putative meiotic recombination protein spo11. The transcript has a single exon. Gene Ontology annotation, molecular function: DNA topoisomerase type II (double strand cut, ATP-hydrolyzing) activity; ATP binding; DNA binding. Gene Ontology annotation, cellular component: nuclear chromosome. Lineage: Eukaryota; Euglenozoa; Kinetoplastea; Trypanosomatida; Trypanosomatidae. The record is from RefSeq and is a predicted model, not a curated record. Gene Ontology annotation, biological process: meiotic DNA double-strand break processing; reciprocal meiotic recombination; meiotic DNA double-strand break formation. The coding region runs from base 1 to 1455 and encodes 484 amino acids.